CCGCAAACAUGGCCCCUGCUGCAAACAUGGAUCCAGCUGCAAACAUGGAUCCUGCCGCAAACAUGGUUUCUAAUGAAGAAUCGACUGAAAGAGCUAGACAGAAAAAUGUACGAGGGAAAAGCAUAUGUAAAGCUGUUGCUAGACUUAGACGUGGUGAAAAGCUGCCUAUUGCCUUCUACAACAAUCGUGGUGCUGGCCCAAAUAGAGCAACUUGGUCAAGCUUUAUAGGAUUGGUUGUUCGGAAUCCCCAGAUUUGAUCAUUCAAAUCAAGAAGAUGGAAGUCCAAAGGCCGGGCAGAAUUUGAGCAUAUGUGGGCUGCACUUACGGAAUAUUUCUAUAAUCCUAAUAUGAUAGAGUAUAAGUAUCAUACUUUACUUCAUAUGAGGGAUCGUUGGAACAAAUGGAGGUCUGUUUUGUAUCGUAAAUAUGCAAAACCAUGUGGUUGUGAAGAAGAUGUUCUGAAAAAUAAACCAGAUGAAGUAGGUAGCCAAGAAGAUUGGGAAUGGUGUGUGAAACACGUUUUCUACACUGCUGAAUUUCAGAAAUUGAGCAAGAACAAUGCUCUGAAUAGAAUGAAGAAAACUAUGAAUCAUCAUAGCGGAAGCAAGCCUAAUCGAGAGUAUUUUUAUGAAAUUGGUGGAAAAGAUGGGACUCCUCCGACCAUAGAUAAAGUGUUCUUUGAGACACACAAGAGCAACGGUGAAAUAAAAGAACAUGCAGCAAAAGAAAGACAUGCUGGACUUGUUGAAACCUGUGAAGCUAAUCCAGAGUUAGAGCCAAUAGAGUUGGUAGAGAAGUUCUAUGGCAAUCAAAAUCAUGGACACAUAAUUGGUUUUGGAGGUGGAUUGAGGCCUAAGGACUUGAAGGGUUCAGAUGCAUUAAGCAGGGCAGAAUUGGCAAGCAAACUAAGGGACUCUAAUGGAGAGAAGGCAGACAUGGCAGCUAUAAUAGCAGAGCAGGCUAAAGUUAUUUCUGAAAUGAGAACCAUGAUGGAAAGGAUGGAUCAAAGGUCUGGCAGUCUGGCCACUAAUCAAAAUGGUCAAUCUUAAGUAUGGUAGUGUGGAGUUGGCUUUGAUGGGAUUCAUGACACCAGUAUUUUGCUGAGAUUUUGUUUUUAGGAGGAGUUUUAGAUAUUUGUUGUAAUCUUGUGAAUGAUUUUGGAUGGGUGUCAUGUAAUAGUUGAAUAGUUUUUGGGAUGGUUAGAAAUAUCUAAAACUCUUCUAACUACUGAUGCAGUAUAUAUAGCAUCUAGAACUAUUGUGGCUACUGAUGUAAUAUUAUGGAUGUAUCCUAUAAAAAUUUCUGUAAAUCAAUGUUAAAUGUUGGGUACAAGUGAAUGCAGGUUGCUGCUUUUUAGUUAUA
Linum tenue is the source of this 1362-nucleotide messenger RNA. Lineage: Eukaryota; Viridiplantae; Streptophyta; Magnoliopsida; Malpighiales; Linaceae. The record is from the annotation of a GenBank genome assembly.